This is a messenger RNA of Pseudonaja textilis, 999 nucleotides long. It is a transcript of the gene C1H11orf58, whose product is annotated as chromosome 1 C11orf58 homolog. Lineage: Eukaryota; Metazoa; Chordata; Lepidosauria; Squamata; Elapidae. The record is from RefSeq and is a predicted model, not a curated record.
GCGCUGUGCAAAAGCUUGCAAGAAGGCGAGAAGGAAGAGGCAGGGUUUGGCGGCAGGAGCUGCAGGAGCGGAAGGGCCGGGAAGCGGCCGUUCACAAGACGGUGGUCGGCCGUCGGGAAGAUGAGCGCCACCAAGGAGUCCAAACCCGAGCACGGCCACGGCGUGAAGCGGCCGGCUUCCCCUGAUCCUGGAGCUGGGAGCUGGGAGGCCGCCGACUUGGGUAAUGAAGAAAGGAAACAAAAGUUCCUGAGGCUGAUGGGUGCUGGAAAAAAAGAACACACUGGACGCCUUGUUAUUGGAGAUCAUCGAUCAACUUCUCAUUUUAGAACAGGGGAAGAAGAUAAGAAAAUGAAUGAUGAGCUGGAGACUCAGUUUCAACAGAGUAUGGAUAGCACCAUGUCAGGAAGGAACCGGCGGCAUUGUGGGCUUGGUUUCAGUGAGUUGGAGGAGGAUAAAGAAGAAGCACCAGAGGAGACGCAAGAUUCCUCGGGGUCAGAAAGUUCAGAAGACUCCGAAAGUGAUUCUGACUCUGAGCAAGACGAAGUUGCCGAAGACCCACCGUCGGCUGAAAAAAACAGCAACUCCGAGGACCCGCAAGCCAAGAAAGAUGCAAAAAGCAGCUAUAAAAUGAUGUUUGUUAAAUCCAGCGGCACUUAGCUGCCGAGUGUAGGCAGAGUAAGCCUUCUGGUUACAGUGCAAAGUCUUGGACUGCUUACGGCACAGAUCUUCCCUUGGUGGUUUUAAUAAGGCCUUUUAGAGAAAAGAGCGGUGUUUGCAUUUGCAGCACCACACCAAGAAGCUAUUUUUCUCAGCAUGACUGCCCAUUUUGUUUUGUAAGAUAUGAAAAUAAAAAUUUGAGUGGGGGAUGUACUUAGUUCUCAACCUGCCUUUAGAUUCUUUUUCUCUCUCUUCAUACUCCAUGAAGGCUAUUGAAUUUUUCUUUUAAGUUUGUUAAAUGACUUAUUGAAAUGGUAUUUAAUGUCCUUAACAGGUGCUUUA